Molecule: messenger RNA, 1464 nt
Organism: Rosa rugosa (rugosa rose)
Lineage: Eukaryota; Viridiplantae; Streptophyta; Magnoliopsida; Rosales; Rosaceae
Exons: 2
Coding region: 1-1464 (487 amino acids)
Molecular function (GO): zinc ion binding
Source: RefSeq, a predicted model, not a curated record
AUGUUUUUGCAAACUCUGAGCAAUAUUGCAGAACUUGGUCCAAGCACUCUUGUCAUCAAGACAUUGAAACCUGAGCAUAAGUGUGCAAGUCUUACAGAGAGUCAUCAUCUAACAUACCACAGAAUAGCGAAGGAAGUACAAGAAGACUUGUUUGUGGAUGAGGAGUGGUCCAGGAAUGGGAUGCAUAACCAUAUCCAAAAGAAAUUCAAUGUUGAUGUAAGCACGCAAAAAAUUGCAAGAGGGAGAGCAAAGGCCAAAAGGAUGAAUGAUGGGCAUUACAUACAGCAGUACAAUAUGUUGGCAAGUUACAAGAAGGAGUUGUUGAGGAGCAACCCAGGGUCUACAGUUCAGAUCAAGACAGAGAUGGUAGGUGAGGUGAGGAGGUUUCAUAGGCUCUAUAUCUGCCUGGCAGCUUGCAAGAAAGGAUGGAUUGAGGGUUGUAGACCUUUGAUUGGAUUAGAUGGCUGCCAUAUUAAAGGUCAGCACCCUGGUCAACUACUUAGUGUUGUUGGUGUUGAUGGGAACAAUGGUAUGUUCCCCAUUGCUUGGGCAAUUACUGAAGUUGAAAACAGAGACACUUGGAGAUGGUUUUUGGAGUACUUGGCUUGGGAUCUGAAGAUGGAAAGGCCUUCAUUUUACACAUUUAUCAUAGACAAGCAAAAAGGUUUGGGGAUGGCCAUAGCUGAAUUAUUUCCUGGGGCAGAACAUAGACACUGUGUCCGGCACCUAUACAACAACUUUAAGGCCAAGCAUCCGGGUGAAGGGCUGAAGCAACUAGUGUGGGAUGCAGCUAGAUCAAGCACCAGGGUUUGGUUCAAUAAACACAUGGAUGAGAUGAAGGGAUUGGAUGAUGUGGCAUGGACUUGGUUUCAGGACAAGUCUCCAGAACAAUGGAGUAGGGCUUAUUUUAGGGAUGAUUCAAGGUGUGACCUUUUGUUGAACAAUCUUUGUGAGUCAUUCAAUGCAGCAAUCCUGCCAGCUAGGGGCAAGCCUAUUAUAACAAUGUUGGAGAAGAUAAGGAUGGAUAUGAUGGUAAGGAUGGCAAACAGAAGAGUGGCAGCUCAAAGAUGGACUGAUAUGGUUGGUCCAAGGAUUAGGAAGAUAUUAGAGAAGGUGGCAGAAAGGAGCAGCUGUUAUAGAGCUUAUCACUCUGGUGAAUUUGAGUUCCAAAUAACUGGAGGGGGAGAAAAGGGCAGCAAGCAUGCAGUGGACCAAAGGCUUCACAUUUGCACAUGUAGGAGGUGGCAGAUAAGUGGAAUACCUUGUGUCCAUGCCAUUUGUGCCAUCAGAAGCAAAAAGGCAGACCCAGCUCUUUUUUGUGAUGAUUACUUGAUGCCAAGUACUUAUAUGGAAUCCUAUAAUCCCAUUAUUCAUCCUAUUGCUGGUGAGGAUGAUUGGGACCAAGUGGACUGCCUUAUAGCGCACCUCCCCCAUAUAAGAAGCAAGCCGGCAGACCAAAAAUGA